UUUAAUUACUUGUUGCAAAAUCAAGUUAAGUACUACAAAAAAAAGUUACAAGUAAUAACCAACUAAAUGAAAGUUUUUACCUUAAUACUCACAUUCUCCAUCAUCAUUGCCUUCUCACAUGCAACACCAACAUUAGUCACUCAACUUCAACUUCAAUUGAAUCAAUCUUCCAUGCUAAACCAUACUGAAGAACAAGUAAAUAUAUUUUAUCCUUAUUUUUUUUCUUUCGCACCGGUUUCCGACCUAUAUAGUAGAUCGACUAAUCCAGCUUAUGCUACGGAGGCAUGCGCACUGGCCAAACGUUAUUUCUAUCAGGAAUCGAAUUCGAUUAAUGAGGCUAGAUUGAUGAGUGGUAGAGGUAGAGGUAGAUAUGUAGACUGCAGCUACUUGAUUACCAUAAAGACAAGCUGUGAUUCUCCAAGAAAUUCAAAAGAUCAUAUUGGUCUUUUAUUUGGAGACUCCCUUGACUCCGAGAUUUAUGUUCCAAGACUAGAUGGACCUGAUUCUGGGCCGUUUAGGAGGUGCAGAACAAUGUCAUUUGAUGUAAAAGCACCAGAACCAUGCAUGGGAGAAAUCUGCAAACUGUAUCUAUUUAGGAAUGGAACUGAUGGUUGGAUGCCAGAGACUGUUACAGCAUAUGACUAUCAUUACCCUCCUGUCAUAUUUAACUACAACUUUUUUCUUUCUGAGGGUCCUGGCGUUGGUCACAAUUAUUGUGGGACAAUUAGAAGGUUUAAAGAUGUUUUGACAGAGGCAACCGGGAAGCUUAUGGCAGUUGUCAACAUUGGUCGCAAGUUGUAGCAGAUCAAGAAUUGAAGACACGUGGAAGCAAAUCAGAAAAAAAAGCAUGCAUAGUAAGAUACGUGUCAAGUCCUAGAGAAGUAAGAGUUAUCGACAAUUAUUGAUCUAUUUAGCAUAUAAGUUGAUUUCACUUAUGUAAUGAAGAUUUGCAAAUUUUACCAGUAUUUUCUAUAGAACUCGAGUAUCCAAGUCACAGAGAUAAAAAGGUUUAUGAGAAAACAUGUAUGAAUCUGCGCCCCUUUUCUAAUUCCUUCAUCAAAGCAUUUGAUUUGAUUUU
Molecule: messenger RNA, 1078 nt
Organism: Vicia villosa (hairy vetch)
Lineage: Eukaryota; Viridiplantae; Streptophyta; Magnoliopsida; Fabales; Fabaceae
Product: embryo-specific protein ATS3A-like
Exons: 4
Coding region: 67-801 (244 amino acids)
Molecular function (GO): protein binding
Source: RefSeq, a predicted model, not a curated record